AUGGACCCUAAUACGAUUGCGAAAAUGGACAUGGACGAUUUGUUAUCAAUGCAUGAUAUCAUGCGGACGCAGUUCGCCGAAGCCCUUGCCAACGACAGGAUCCCAUUGGAGGUUGAGAUCAUGCUACGAUCGACGACGGCGGAAAUGUGCAUCAAACUUGGCUCCCAGCUAGCCCGGCAACCACUUCUUGAAGAUGCCAUCCAGCACCGAGACACCAUUCGUGUUGGGGGCUCCCAGCAGGCCCUUGAAGAGUCCGUUCUCCAUGGCCGCCAAGCGAAUGAUGGGUUAAUUGGGCACGGCGUCGAAGAGGGGAAUCUAGACCUUCACCUCGAGAUCCUGACUAACUUGGGCCAUUCCCUGGUUCAAAGGUUCGAGCUGAAGGAGAACCCGCCCGACUUGGAGGAUUCCAUCGCCUGCAAGCGGGAGAUUCUGGCCAAGGCAUCCAGGAACUCCGAGCGGUAUCUCACGGCGCUCAACAAUCUUGCUUCAUCAUUGCGCCUGCGCUAUAUGUGCACGGAAGAAGACGAAAACGAAAGAGAAGCCAGUGACUUAUUUCGAGAGCUGCUGUCAUCGGCUGCGCCUGGAACACCGCUGCACAACGCCGCCAUAGGCCAGAUCGGCGCUACAGCUGUGAUGAAGUUCAGGAUAAAGAAGACGCCAGAAGUACUGGACGACGCAAUCGCAAAUUGCAAGAUUGGCUUGGAGGCACAUAGCCCGGUGGACGACGGCUGGAAGCCGAUGUUUAGCAUGCUCGUCGAGCUCUACACCGAGAAAUUCAACUAUACUGGCAAUCCGACAGACUUGAAAGUACUCGUCGACGCUUCAUGGCGCCACUACGAAUCGAUACCGGCUGGACAUCAAAAUCAAGGAGACGCAUUCCUGAAACACAUCAAGACAUUGCGCGAAUGCGCAUUUCAGCUUCAGCCUGUACAUAUGUUGGAGCACAUCAGUGAGAAAUGCCAUACCGCGCUCGAAAGCAUGCCGGCGGACUCUGCGACCAGGACCCUGUCGCAGGCCGAGUAUUCCCACAUUCUGGGUACCCUGUUGGACCUCAUCGAUGUCGUCGAGCAUGGCCUGUCUAUGUCGGCCGACUUCAAUGCGCUCGUCAGAGCCAGCUCGAGCCUAUUCCUCUUAGAGAUAGAUCCAUACUGGUACACCGAUCUAGCUAGCAAGCUGCAUGCGUUGGCUGGGGCAUCACCCGACAAUCCUAUGCGUCAAACUGUGGAGGAAGAGAUGCUCGCCGUUUUCAAAUCACACUACGACUUUGAGGCCAAACGCUACGCACUUAUGGCUUUGGAUGGCCUCUUCGAGUACAAUGACACAAGAUUCCAGAUCCUGACAGCUGCUGCGGCGAAUAAAAUGAACCUAUCGAACGAUGAGAUUGAGCGGAAGAUCGUCGAGCUCAAUACUGAGAGUGACGAGUCAGUGGAAGAGCAGGAUGAGAUACCGGAAGAACACGCCAAUCCAUUCAAUCUGGUCCCUGGUCAGCGUUUGGUGAACAUCGAUCCCCAAGAUGGGCACAUGGUUUUCGAUAUCAAAGAUUGGGUCAAGACUCUUAUAGGUCAGGGUGACGAUCUCCGUUCAGACAGCAGCCCUCCCCCCGUCUCUGUUCUAGUCAAUAACGACGAGAGAUUGGAACGAAAGAUGUUUCGAAAAGCUCGCGCGGCAGGAAGGCAGACCAAUCCCGGUCUGUGCUACUGGUGUCAGUGGCUCUGCAAACUCGUGGACCCAACAGACGGAGAUAUUCUAGACGGCUUUGCCGGCAUCUUCGCCGUUCUGGAUGAGCUGCACUUGCAAGAGUCUGUUGAUAGCAUCACGGUGUAUGGAGUGCCUGAGGCCUUCUUCAUCCACGCGCUUCUCUGGACGCCUGCCGCCAAGAUCUCGCGCAGACAGGCAACAGUCCCUCCUCAGAGUGACGUCGACGUCGGAGACCAACCGAAUCCGAGAUUUCCCAGCUGGUCGGGGGCCGGCUGGGGCGGCCCCGUGGACUAUCGACUGUUCGAGGGGGUUCAACAUGCGCUUGACCGGCCCGAGUCUCUGGUACGCAAGUUCAAGCUGGAUGGCUAA
Molecule: messenger RNA, 2067 nt
Organism: Colletotrichum fioriniae
Lineage: Eukaryota; Fungi; Ascomycota; Sordariomycetes; Glomerellales; Glomerellaceae
Source: RefSeq, a predicted model, not a curated record